UUCAACACUACUAUAUAACAAAUAAUUUGAGGAAAUGGCUGAAGCAGUACUCUAACUCUAACCUAAAGAAGAAGACAUCCUCCAGAAAACAUGCCCAACUUCCCAAAGAUAGGUCCGGAUAAUGACAAUGGCGAGGCCUCAGAACCUCCACCCACUGUUCCCAAAUCACUGCGAGCAGCGCAACCACCCACCCCGCAAGACCAGGGGAGGCACCUGCAGAGACUGGGUCACAGUGACGGGGUAAAAGCAAGCUACAGGAGGGAGAAAUGGAGGAGCAGGUCCAUGUCCAUAUCCUCCAAUGGUAAUGAUGUGUCAUCAUCUGGAUCAGUAUCCUCUCGCUCGAGCUUCAGUUCAGAGAGCGGGUCUAGUGACGAGGAGGAGGACGCUAAGUUCGACCCCAGAGAGCGGGAGCAGAAGAAUUCAGCAGGUCAGUCUGAUUUCUGUGUGAGGAACAUAAAACUAGCAACUUUCGGGAGACGUGAGAUUGAGAUAGCACAGGAGAGCGGGUUGAAUAUUUACGCCUGGAAGAACAUGACGGAGAAAGGUUUCUGGUGGUGUAUAGACCAGUGUGUAGCAGCAGACUUCCCUUCUGAGACGGCUACUGUUGAAGGAGAAGGAGUUAACAAGAACGUGUGGGCUAACAUGAUCCUAGAUGACGGAGGAGAUCUGACACAUCACCUUUACAAAAACUACCCUGACAAGUUCAAUAACAUAUCUGGCAUAGUUGAGGAGAACAUAGCAGGUAUACACAGGUUGUAUCAGAUGUCACGGCAAGGGAAACUCCCUGCUCCAGUUAUGAAUGUUAACGACAGUGUGACUAAAACUAAGUUUGAUAACUUCUACGCAAGUAGAGAAAGUGUCACUGACGCCAUUAAACGGUCCACGGAUUGUAUGAUAGGCGGUAAGCUGGUUGUUAUUUUGGGGUAUGGUGAGGUUGGCAAAGGGUGCGCUGCUGCUUUUCAGGGCAUUGGUUGUAAUGUUAUGGUAACGGAGGUGGAUCCUAUCUGUGCUAUACAAGCCGCUAUGCAGGGGUUCAGGAUAGUACGGCUAGAAGACGUGGUACAUCAUGCUGACAUAGUGGUCACGUGCACCGGCAACAAGAACGUGGUUACUAGAGAUCACAUGAAUAAACUGAAAAAAGGGUGUAUUCUCGCCAAUAUGGGACAUAGUUCAGUUGAGAUAGAUGUCUCUAGUUUAGCUACCAACGAACUCAGAUGGGAGAGAAUCAGAUCUCAGGUACACCACAUACAUUGGCCGGACGGAAAAUACAUCGUGUUGUUAGCCAAAGGCGGACUAGCCAAUCACAACUGCUCCAGUAUACCUAGUUUCGUUAUUAGCGUCACUGCAACUACACAAGCACUCGCUCUUAUUGAACUCUACAAGGCUCCUCCUACAAGGUAUAAGGCGGAUGUGUAUCUACUGCCCAAGAAAAUGGAUGAGUAUGUUGCACAACUUCACUUGACCGUGUUUAACGCUCACAUUACCGAAUUAACUCGGGAGCAGGCGGCAUUCCUUAACAUAAACCGAACCGGGCCUUUCAAGAGUCAACAUUACAAGUACUAAAUAAUUAGUUAAUAAACUAAUCGACUAAUUGAUUCAUAAAC
Bolinopsis microptera is the source of this 1604-nucleotide messenger RNA. Its product is annotated as S-adenosylhomocysteine hydrolase-like protein 1. Gene Ontology annotation, cellular component: cytosol. The transcript is spliced from 14 exons. The record is from RefSeq and is a predicted model, not a curated record. Gene Ontology annotation, biological process: L-methionine cycle. Bases 91 to 1563 code for a protein of 490 amino acids. NCBI's taxonomy places the organism in Eukaryota, Metazoa, Ctenophora, Tentaculata, Lobata, Bolinopsidae.